This is a messenger RNA of Caenorhabditis remanei, 585 nucleotides long. RefSeq lists its product as uncharacterized. NCBI's taxonomy places the organism in Eukaryota, Metazoa, Nematoda, Chromadorea, Rhabditida, Rhabditidae. The coding region runs from base 1 to 585 and encodes 194 amino acids. The transcript has 4 exons. The record is from RefSeq and is a predicted model, not a curated record. Gene Ontology annotation, molecular function: heme binding; oxygen binding.
AUGGGAAGCGGCGCAUCAAAAGCGCCUGUUGAGAAGCCGAAACCACCGGAACCGGCAGAUCAGGCACAGCCAGCAGCUGAAGCUCCAACACUUGAUAGUCGACUACCGUAUCCGAACUUUCGGGAACUUUUCACAAUGAAGAAUUAUUUUAAAACAGUGAGGAGAAACGAGAAGGAAUGCUCCAAGUUUAUGUUUGCAAAAUAUCUCAACGAUUUUCCGGAGAACAAGAACUUCUAUCCGAAAUUGAAAAACGUGAAUGCGGCGACGGUUGACAUGUCUUGCAGUGAUCCCGGAUUCGAGUCAAUGGCGCUGCAGUAUCUAAAGAUAUUCGAUGACGUAAUCACGGCAGUUGAAGAGAAACCAGGAGAUGUUCAAACGGCUUGCGAUAGGUUGUCAGCUGUGGGGAAGAUGCAUCGACAGAAGGUGUCUGGUAUGACGGCAACACAGUUCCAAAACAUGGAGGAGCCAUUCAUCCAAAUGGUCAAAUACAUUCUCUCGGAUCGAUUCAACGAGAAAGCGGAGAUGCUCUAUAGGAAAUUUUUCCAGUUCUGUCUGAAAUAUUUACUCGAAGGAUUCAACGGAUAA